Messenger RNA from Achroia grisella, 1434 nucleotides. Its product is annotated as gustatory receptor for sugar taste 64b-like. Gene Ontology annotation, biological process: detection of chemical stimulus involved in sensory perception of taste; sensory perception of chemical stimulus. Gene Ontology annotation, molecular function: taste receptor activity. The transcript has 13 exons. NCBI's taxonomy places the organism in Eukaryota, Metazoa, Arthropoda, Insecta, Lepidoptera, Pyralidae. Bases 1 to 1434 code for a protein of 477 amino acids. The record is from RefSeq and is a predicted model, not a curated record. Gene Ontology annotation, cellular component: membrane.
AUGAAUGAAGUAAAACCAAUUAGCAUCAUUGUUCAAUCUUCUGAACAUUCUCACUCCAAUCUGUAUAACGAGUUGGAGAAAAUAAACUUUAAAUCGUUACAUCUCAAAUAUCCUAUAGAAAAAAAUCGACGCGAAGGAAGUGCAACUGCGAGACCUCAAGAAAAAUGGGCUACAAUUAAAGAUAUAACGGGUUAUAAGAGCGACGAUAUAAGAGAUCAGUAUGCUUUGUUUCAAGAUUCAAUGAAGUGGAUCUUAAUCUGUGGACAAUGUUUGGGUUUGAAUCCCGUUAUGGGGUUAUUAGAGAAAGAUUCUUCGAAUAUGAGGUUCAAAUAUUUCUCAUGGAGAUUUCUACAUGGUAUCUUACUGUGCUUUAUUCAAAUGGUUGCAACAUUACUUUGUUUGUACAAGUUGUAUAGAACAUUCAUUUCUAUAAAGUUACUGGCAUUCCUCUCUUACUACGCCGCAACUGGAAUGACCACUUUUUUAUUUAUACGUGUUGCUGCAAAAUGGCCAUCUGUACUGCAGGGGGUAUACAAUUCGAAUCUCGACGAGUAUAUAGACACGAAUCUAAAAUUUAAAUGCAGAAUUACUAUAGGCGUUAUGUUAACUUUAGCAAUAGUGGAACAUAUCCUAUCAUUAAUAUCGAAUAUGUCUGAAACUCUCGACUGUGGCGAUAAGUUAGAUUAUUUGUAUGAAGCCUACAUAGAACAUUCGUUCCCAUGGCUUUUUGAAAUUGGAAUGCCAUUUAGUGUGCCACUUGGAAUAAUUAUACAGUUCCUCAACCUUACGUGUACAUUGAAUUGGAGCUACUCAGAUUUCUUUAUUAUUUGUAUUAGUUUCUAUUUAACAUCUAUUUUGGAACAAAUCAGUACGAAAGUGAUCUUCUCACGUGACAAGAGUUUGCCGCCCGCAUUCUGGAGGCAACUGCGCGAGGACUACACACAAGCCGGUCGAUUGGUUCGAAACUUUGAUAAUGCAAUCAGUGGGAUCAUAUUUACAUCGUUUGCAAGCAAUCUCUUCUUCAUUUGUUUGCAACUGUUCAAUGUUCUUUCCCACGGAUUGAGGGCAAAACCACCCGCAGAGUCCUGCCCUAAUUUCCCAAGUGGCCCAUUUGGAGGAUUUGAAAAUGUAGUGUAUUUUACAUUCUCAUUGGUAUACGUCCUUGCUAGAUUCUUGGCCGUAUCAUUGGUGACUGCUAAUAUACACUCCACUUCAAAUGAACCCGCGUCAGCCCUAUAUGAUAUACCAUCUUCCGCGUAUUGCAGUGAGAUUCAACGGUUCAUAGAGCAGGUACAUGGAGAAACUUUAGCUUUGAGCGGUCUCCAAUUUUUCCACAUCACCAAAAGCUUAGUAUUAACUGUCGCCAGUACGAUAGUUACGUACGAACUUGUGUUACUACAGUUCAAUGGUGAAGAAAUGGUUCAUAGGUCAUAG